Molecule: messenger RNA, 3231 nt
Organism: Salvelinus fontinalis (brook trout)
Lineage: Eukaryota; Metazoa; Chordata; Actinopteri; Salmoniformes; Salmonidae
Gene: cldn19
Product: claudin 19
Exons: 5
Coding region: 759-1415 (218 amino acids)
Biological process (GO): cell adhesion; bicellular tight junction assembly
Cellular component (GO): bicellular tight junction; plasma membrane
Molecular function (GO): structural molecule activity
Source: RefSeq, a predicted model, not a curated record
UUUUCUCUCUAAUCCCUUGUUCAGCCCUCGAAGUGCGGAGCAGAUGGAAAGAGUGUUGGUGAAAGAAAGAGAGAGAUAGAGAGUCAGGAGAAACCAUGCAGUAUCUGAGGAAGCCUAGUGAGCGUAGUGACCGAGCCUGACGACCUGAUCACCCCAGACAACAAGGAAAGAGCAGUCUGGUCAACCUCAAGACCUGGACAUACACACCUCCAACAGGAGAAAGAGAAAUAAACAGAGAGAAAGAGCGAGAGAGAGAGAGAGUGAGACAGAGAUAGAGAGCGCGAAAGAGAGAGAGAGGAGAACGCCAGAUGUGUGAGAGAGAGCAGAGAGAAGGAGAUGCUCAGAGAGAGCGGACAGUGACCAGAAAGGAGACCAGAGGAAGAAAGAGAAACGAAAGAGACCACUGAGAGAGUCCCUGUGGUAGUGCUGAAAUCUGGAUUGUCUGUAAAGGGGUGCUUGACUUUUGGUUCUGUGGCUCUGAGAGACAACGGGAGCUCUGAGAAACAGUUUGGGGGAGUUCUGUGUUUCACUCUGCCAACAGUAUUACCUGUGUGUGGAAACACUGUGUUACGAGACUGCUUCAAGUGUUCUGAAGAGAACAAAAUAGUAGCCAAAGAAAAGGAGGACAGAAAGAGGACAGAUAAAUAAAAAGGAAAGAAAGCUAUACAUUUAGAAAGAAAUAACAAGAAGGAACCAGAGAGUAAGCGAGAGAAAAACAAAGCUAGAGACAGACAAUAACAGAUAGACAAAAAUACAGGAUGGCAAACUCAGGAUUCCAGUUACUGGGUUACUUCCUGGCGCUGGGUGGUUGGAUAGGCAUCAUCUCCACCACGGCUCUGCCCCAGUGGAAGCAGUCUUCGUACGCGGGUGACGCCAUCAUCACGGCCGUCGGGCUCUAUGAGGGCCUGUGGAUGAGCUGCGCCUCCCAGAGUACAGGACAGGUGCAGUGCAAGGUGUUUGACUCCAUGCUGUCACUGGACGUUCACAUCCAGACGUGUCGUGCUCUUAUGGUGGUGUCCGUGCUACUGGGCUUCAUAGGAAUGAUAGUGAGUGUGGUGGGGAUGAAGUGCACUAAGGUGGGCGACAAUAACCCCGCCUCCAAGGGGCUCAUCGCUGUGUCUGGAGGAGCCCUCUUUCUACUCGCAGGUCUGUGUACGCUGGUGUCCGUGUCCUGGUAUGCCACUCAGGUGUCCUAUCAUUUCUUCAACCCAAACACGCCGGUCAAUGCCAGGUAUGAGUUUGGGUCAGCCCUGUUUGUGGGAUGGGCGGCGGCCAGCUUGGCGGUUUUGGGUGGAUCCUUCCUGUGCUGCUCCUGCUCCAAUGAGGAGAGGCGAGGGCAGCAGUACUACCGCCAAUCACAACCAUCCACAGCCAGGGAGGCAGAGUUGUUGAGUGAGACUAGUUUCCCUGACUGACCAAACCCUGCCUGUCCCCCAGGACUGUCCGAGUUCCACUCACUGUCUCCCCUUUCCCUGUUCCUUCCUAGAUUCAAAAUUUGGACCUUUGUCUCUCCGCUAUAGUAUUUGUCUCUCCCCCUCCGCCUCUUCCUCUCUCCCUCCCCCCCUCCAACCCCAUACCCCAUUCCUAAAUGUCUGCUCCUUAUCAGUGUCUGAUAUUAAGGGUCGACACAAUGUCCGCCACCCCUUUAAGAGAUUGCUUCUUCCCUUCUCCCACUCCCUGAGCCUGUUUGUAAAUAUAGACUCUUAAAGGAGAAGUGUGGUUAGGUGGUUAGACCCCCCCCCCCCCCCCCUUUACAACUAGAGGGGCAGUAUUUCACUGUAUUUCAACCUGUGAACCCUUUACUAGAAAGUUCAUGAUAUCCUUUUAUCUUUUAUUGACUGGACUUUAACUGAACACGUGAGACUUGUUGUGUCAUUAUGUUACGUUGAUUUCUGCUUCACUAAUAUCCUGUGAUUUCUGGGUUGUUAGAAAUGUGCAUUUUGGUUUUGUUCUCUGAGUAUACAAGUGUACAUUUACUGAAACAUGUUUUUUCUUUUAAAUUGCAGACCAAAUGUUAAACAUUCCCCACCAGAGAAAAAGGAGGAAUACUUGUAGUUUGGGUGACUCCUUUGGCCCCACGAUGUGUUAGAUUUUUGGCAACAGGCAAUACACUGUCUAACACAAACAGACAAGACACUCUCUCAAAGAAAAUAGAAGCAGACAAGACACUCUCAAUAGAAAACAUAAGCAGACAAGACACUUUCAAUAGAAAAGACACUUUCAGAAAGCAAACAAAAUAAAUCCAGAAUACACUGACUACAUCUGCAGGCCAACCCUAAUGGGUAGCUAGUACUGUAUCAUUCUUAAAGAUGCCCAUGUGUUAAAUGUUUGUCAAUGUAUUUUAGAAUCACUUUUGUACACAAGCCAUAUUAAAUGGUAUUCUGCAUAGGUAUUAUUUGUGCUCACACAUGACAAAUAACUGCUAUUUGGAUAAUUGAAAGAUGGUGAACCUGAAUCUGUAAUUCUUUCUGUCUGUAGUCUGUCUUUAGUUUCUGGGAGAGGAAGUCAUUAGGGGGUGUUUAUAGAACAUAGAAUACAGAAGUGCCCAGAUGUAUACACCACCACCUCCAGCCUUUCUACUACAUAUUCUCUACUGCAGUGCCUUAUAACAUGUGUGUUUGUGUGUAUGUUUUUGACUGUUAUACACGGAUCCCACAGUGUCACAUCCUAUGUGGACAUAUUGUAAAACGUAUCCGUGGACAUGUCUUUUCUCUUGCAUGAAAUGUACCAUUCAGACAAACUGUUGCAUGUAGUUGUAUCUCUGAACAUGAAUAUGUACUGUACUGUAGCUAGUAUACCACUUAGAAAACAACAGACAGAGAGAUUCCUAAAUGUCCCUAACUGAUGAGAGCGAUGGCACGCUUUGUAAAAGUUGUGAGACUGUUUGGAAGAAGUACAUGUACAGUAGCCCAGAUUGAGGAUAUUAUUAUACAUGCAUUCGAUUUAGUUAAGUGCCAAUAUGAUUUAGUGUGGAUGGAAGAUGUGUUUUGUUAUUGACUACGGCAAAUUUUUCUGUACUCCGGGUGCUGAAAGCACCGUCUCCUGUACAGGUACUGUACUUAGUAACGGCCAGUUUGCUGAAUGUAAUCAGGUCAAACGUGCUUUUCUGUUGCCUACAUUUAUUUACCAUGCAUUUUCUUCAUCUAAUAUUCACUAUUAUUAUUUGAUGUAUCAUUUCUUUUGAAGUAUACUCAUGUAUGUUUCUUUUAGAAUAAAGUAAGCGCAUAAAAA